This is a messenger RNA of Batrachochytrium dendrobatidis JAM81, 2889 nucleotides long. RefSeq names its product phosphatidylinositol phospholipase C. The record is from RefSeq and is a predicted model, not a curated record. NCBI's taxonomy places the organism in Eukaryota, Fungi, Chytridiomycota, Chytridiomycetes, Rhizophydiales. Gene Ontology annotation, biological process: lipid metabolic process; phosphatidylinositol-mediated signaling; release of sequestered calcium ion into cytosol. The transcript is spliced from 8 exons. Gene Ontology annotation, molecular function: phosphatidylinositol-4,5-bisphosphate phospholipase C activity. The coding region runs from base 1 to 2889 and encodes 962 amino acids.
AUGAACCUGUCGGGCCGAGCGUCGAGUGAUUCUGAAGCGCAUCAACCAUCAUUACCGACUCGCACUGAAACAACCGGAUAUACACCACCUGCUACUAACAUCCAUCAUGAAUCCAUAUCCUAUUUAUCUACUCCAUUGCUUCCUCCAUUAGAACCAAUAUCUCCACUUUUGUGUCCUAUUGUUUCCAUUCCUCAAUCGAAUAAAUCUACCAUUGCUACCACAGACAAUAAUCUUAAUAUAUACGAAUGCCAUAUUAAAUCCACUAUAUCGCAUAAACCAGAAUCAGCAGUAGUUCCUCAAUCACUUCAAAGAUCCUUUUCUGAACCAUUGAUUGAUACGCACAUCACUUCAUCUUCAGUCUCUGUUGCCUCGAUGGAUUCAUAUCAAGCAUCAUUGCCCACCACUGUAGCACAUGUCAGUCACUCUUCUAAUAUAAAUACAUACCCAAUGCUUAGAUCACUUUCCGUAUCUCCUUACUCUCCACCAUUCAUCACACCGUUGAGAACCACUUCAAGCAGUACUAGUCUACAUACAUUUCCCAUCCCAUUCACUGCUUCGCCAUUAAACAUACCAGAUCAGUCUCUAAUGCUACAGCAUCCCAAUCAGGCUUUACCCGAGUCACUACAAUCCCUUUUAGAAGUGGGUACUCGAAUGGUCAAAUAUCCCAACAAGGCAUCGUCUCGUCCAGAACUUCGUUUGAUUCGCGUCGAUUCCAUGCCAAUGCGUAUCACUUGGGAGUCGAAAAAAAAGACCGAGUCUACAGAGAUUCGGAUGGGUCAGAAUACCAAAGCAUUUGAUAUCCACGGAAAGCACCCGGAUAUGGACGAAAGAGCAUUUAGCAUCAUUUACAUGUCAAAGGGAAAAUACAAAUUUCUUAAUUUAAUUGCCCCUUCGCCCGAGAUAUGUGCUCUUUGGGUUACCGGACUUCAUAUUCGCAUGACCCAGUUUGGUCAUGAAAAUGGUAGUGAUGCAUCGAUUGCUCACUUGACAGACAUGUCGCAGUGGUUAAAGACACUCUGGUACGAGGCAGAUGUGUCUGGACUUGGUCAACUCAAUGUAGAUCAGAUUACCGCACUGAUGGAGCGUCUUAACUUUCGUCUUUCCAAAUCGGAAAUUAAAAGUACAUUUAGAGCCAACAUUCUUCGCACAGGAACAAUCACUUUUGAUGCAUUUGAAAAACUGUACAACAUUCUUCGGUUUCGACCGGAUAUCGCCGAAAUCUUUUUUCAAAUUGCAUUGCUGCAUCCGUCACAUAUCACCUUGGAAGAGUUUAGGCAGUUUCUUAUUAAUGUUCAAAAGGUUGACUGGAGUGCAGAACGGUGCUCCGAAACGUACUUACUAGGAGAUCAGCUCACUGGAGAGAGUUCAGUUGAAGGGUACAUUCGUGCUCUACAACGGGGAUGUCGCUGUAUUGAGUUGGAUUGUUGGGAUGGUCCGUCUGGGCAGCCGCUGAUCUAUCAUGGCCGUACUUUUACGUCGAGACUCUUGUUCAAAGAUGCCAUCGAGGCAAUAGCUAAAUACGCGUUUGUCACAUCUUCAUAUCCUCUAAUCCUUUCUCUUGAAAUCCAUUGUGCUGCAGAGCAACAACAAGUAAUGGUAAAAAUCCUUCAAAAUACGUUUGGCAGCUCGUUGCUACUGGCACCUGUUAGAAACGACUCUGUGUUACCCUCACCCAUUGAAUUGAUUCGUAAAAUAAUUAUCAAGGGGAAAACGGGGAAAACAGAUCAAGACAACGACGACACGUAUGAUCAAACCGAUGAUGAAACAAUAGACACUAGUGGAGGCUCAUCUUCCAUAGUCAACACUCCGCUAAUGAGUUCCAACCCUGGAUCUGGCCUUUCACACACUGCUAGUGUUUCAUCAUCUUCAAAUAUAAUUGUUUCUAAUAUACCCAUGAGUUCAACCUCUACACUACCACCUCAGAAUCAAUCUAGUCAAGAAUCCAAUACACUUUUGCUUAAUUCCAAAGACACCAGCAAUGUUACAAAAACCAAACCUAAAGUCAUCAUUACCAAAGCAUUGGAAGCAUUGAUCAUCUACUGCAAGGGUGUGAGUCUUCAUUCAGUUACUUUACCACAAAAUCCGUUAAAGUUUGACUGUAUGUAUUCAUUUAGUGAGCGAACAGCAAACGCUUUAUUACAGAAACAACGUGAUAGACUCGUGCAUAUAAACCAAUCACACCUAUCAAGAGUCUAUCCAUCUGUCAUCCGUAUCACAUCAUCCAACAUGGAUCCAGUGCCAUUGUGGAAAUGUGGGACGCAUAUGGUUGCAUUGAAUUUCCAGACAUUUGAUCGAGCAAUGCACCUAAACAGUGCAUUGUUUGAUGUGAAUGGACGCUGUGGGUAUGUGCUUAAACCUCAAUAUCUCUUAAAAGGCGGCUCUAUUUCGACGAGUACAGAUAAAGCUGUGGUUAUCAAUGAAAGAGAAAAGUACAAGACUGAUUUUACACGACCAGUUCAGUUGGAUAUUACUAUUAUAUCUGCGCAGCAGCGACCCAAAUCAAACGAUGCCAUCGCGACAGAUAGUAUCAGUUUGGUGGUUGAGAUUGAAGUGAUUGGUGGAGGAACUUUGUUUGGUACAACAGGAUCUGGUGUGCUAGAUGCUGAUCCAACAACCAAAUUCCGCACAUCUCCUGUAAAAUCCAAACUGUUUAAUCUAGUAUGGAAGCAACGUGCUUCGUUUCUGAUUCUCGACCCGUCAUUUACGUUUAUCAAGUUUGCUGUAUUGGAUGCAGAUACAAAGAUAUCAAAGUGUAUUGGCAUGUACUGUAUUUUUCUAUCCAGUUUAGAAAAAGGCUAUAGACACAUUCCGCUAAACAAUAUGCAAGGCGAGCGAUUAAGAUUUUCGACACUUUUUGUAUAUGUGGAUAUCCAACCAGUCGGACAUUGA